Messenger RNA from Xylona heveae TC161, 2398 nucleotides. RefSeq lists its product as hypothetical. Gene Ontology annotation, biological process: mRNA splicing, via spliceosome. Lineage: Eukaryota; Fungi; Ascomycota; Xylonomycetes; Xylonales; Xylonaceae. Bases 34 to 2163 code for a protein of 709 amino acids. The record is from RefSeq and is a predicted model, not a curated record. Gene Ontology annotation, cellular component: post-mRNA release spliceosomal complex. The transcript is spliced from 3 exons.
CUCCGCAGGAAGAAAUAAAAACCACAUUCAACAAUGACGUUGGAAGAUUUCGAAAAGUCUCUAGCCGCCGAGAAGGAUCGCGACAAGUCUGAGCGGACUCGCAACGCAAAUUCAAGGCAUCGCAGCCGCCACCAUCAUCACCGGCACCACCAUAGAUCCUCAAGGGAUCGCGACUACUCCGACGAGGACCGUUCAAGUCAUCAUCAUAGACACAAGCGCUCGCGUCGUGCGGGGGAUGACUACCCAAGAAAUGAUUCUGAUGACCGGCACGAGCGAAAGCAUCGAAGGUCUCCACGAUGCGAAACAACAAAGGCUCGGAAACCAGCAGACGAUGAGGCGGAUGAGAAGGAAGACGAAUGGGUCGAGAAAGAGGCUUCUAAUGAAGAUACAAAAAAUGCGGAAGGUCCUCUACAGCCGGCCCUAAAGCGCGAUACGUGGAUGGAGGCACCUUCAGCUUUAGAUGUCGACUACGUUCAACGAGGUGUCCAGAGACCGAGGGAGCAAACUGAAAAGCAAUUGAAGCCAGACUUCAACCUCAGUGUUCACAAAAAUGAACUAAACACCCAUCUCAAAGAUCUAGCGGAAGGGAAAGGCUUGGAAGAUAUUGCAAACGAGCCAUCCCAGCACGAUGUUGACUAUACCUUUGGAGAUGCCGGCUCGAAGUGGCGGAUGACGAAACUAAAAGCAAUCUAUCGACAAGCUGAGGAGACAGGAAAGCGAGUCGAGGAGUUUGCUUUGGAGCGAUAUGGUGAUCUACGAAGUUUCGAUGAUGCACGCGAGGAGCAAAUAGAGCUGGACCGCCGUGAGACCUACGGCGAAGGCUACGUUGGAAAAGAGAAACCUAGCGGAGAGCUGUUUCAAGAGAGAAAGCUAGACUACGGAAUCAGAAGAAACAGCUCAUCUAAGCAGGAGGUCGAACAAACGGAGCCGCCUCAGGGCGAGACUUUCGAAACAGAGCCUGCCCCGACGAAAACUCUGCCCCUCGACCAAAGUGCUCUGAAUCGGUUGAAGGCUCAAAUGAUGAAAGCAAAGCUCCGUCGCUCAUCAGACGCUGCGCGUCUUGAAGCAGAAUAUAAUGAUGCCAUGGCUGUGGCAGCCAAUCGCAAGGAUCCUGGAGUAGUGGUGCUUGGUACUAUGGAGAGCCGCCUCCUUGCUGAUCGUAAAGGUGAAGUUAAGGCAGUUCAUAACAAACGUGGCCGGGAGCGCGGCCUUGUUGAAGAGAAUGAAGACAUGAGCAUUGAAGAUAUGGUCCGAGCCGAGAAAAGAUCCCGAGGACAGGCUGGUGGCGAGGGUCAGCGGUUUGCAGAACAAAUAGCCAAAGACGGAAGGUUCACUGAUGAUCUCGACUACAUGGACGACAAUGCCGAAAAGCUGGCAAAAAGGGUCCAAAAAUCGGAGAUCAACCUCAAAAAUAUGGCCAUUUCAGAUUUUCAAAAAAUGAACCGCAUACUUGACACAUGCCCAUUGUGUCACCAUGAGGAUACGAACACGCCUCCUAUAGCACCGGUAGUUUCCCUUGCAACGAGAGUAUACCUUACCCUGCCAACUGAACCAGAGCUUGCCGAUGGUGGUGCAUGCAUUGUGCCAAUUCAGCAUCGGCUAAACCUGCUCGAAUGUGACGAUGACGAGUGGGAAGAAAUGCGAAACUUCAUGAAGUGUUUGACCAGAAUGUAUCAUGAGCAAGGUCGCGACGUGGUCUUUUACGAAAAUGCAGCACGACCGGAACGCAAAAGACACGCAGCAAUGGAAGUGGUUCCUCUUCCUUACAGUCUUGGAGAGACAGCUCCUGCCUUUUUCCGCGAGGCGAUCCUCUCUUCAGAUGAGGAAUGGACUCAGCAUAGGAAACUCAUAGACACACUUGCACGUGCAAAGAACCAGGGCCUUGGGAAACUUGCCUUCCGACGUUCUUUAGCCAAAGAGAUGCCUUAUUUUCACGUAUGGUUCGAGCUUGAUGGCGGCUUAGGACAUAUCGUGGAAGACCCUAACCGUUGGCCGAAAGGCGAUUUAUUUGCGCGGGAAAUCAUUGGAGGCAUGUUAGAUGCAGACCCUACAGCAAUCAAGCGGCAAGGCCGAUGGCAGAAGGGAGGUGACAGGAGAGUGGAGGGGUUCAAGAAGCGAUGGCGAAGUUUCGACUGGACGAGAAUACUCACGGAAGGACAAUAAUCAUCUUUUGUAUCAAAGUUAUCAUUUUCUGGUAAAGGAUCGUAUACUCUCUUUGGUGCCUUGGCUCCUCUUUUGUGAGGCUCAAAAGCGUUUUCAAGCCUAACCAUCUUGCUUCUCAUCGCAUAUAUUUCUUGGCGAAAUCUCAUAUAUUGAAAGUGGUGAUAAUGCCACCUUCUUUUCCUUCGCUGGUUCAAUAGUCUCUUUUCUAUCUGACGCAAAUUGACAGCUUAAAUCC